Molecule: messenger RNA, 1332 nt
Organism: Capsella rubella
Lineage: Eukaryota; Viridiplantae; Streptophyta; Magnoliopsida; Brassicales; Brassicaceae
Exons: 6
Coding region: 78-1253 (391 amino acids)
Source: RefSeq, a predicted model, not a curated record
GUUCUGGCGGGUCAGUGUACUCAAUCCUCCUCCUCCGAUCAACGAUUGCAAUUGAAGGUUUUGUUUGAACGAUAUCAAUGGUUUCCCGGAGAGAUUAUCGGAGCAUGAGAUCUUGUAGCGGAUGGCGUCGGUUUCUCUUACUUAUUCCUGUGCUCUUUGUUCUUCCUCAUCUCUUGUCACUUGUUGAUUUUUCUUCCGAUUCGGUGAGGAAAGAUGCUCAAGCCGUUCAUAGUAAGAAAUUAGACCACCUUGUGCUCGGUCCUGUAGCUGGGCAAGGCUUGCCGGAUCGAUUGCAUUGCCGAGGCACGAAGGCUCUGAACAAGACUCACACUACAACUUCUUCUGUGUCUGGUGCUGGAAAUUGUGUUUCUUUUGUCACUGUGUUUACUAUUUAUAAUACUUCGAUCGAUAGUGUGAAAUCCUCCAAUAUGGUUUCUGUUGUCGGGAAUGUUACCUACAGCAAGCCAGAGAGGUCAAUGGCAGUUCUAAAUGCAUUUGCCAACUUCAUUCAGGUGACUAUGCCUAAGAGCAACGUUGUCAUAUUGACUGAUCCAGCUUCUGAUCUCUCCAUCCAUCAAAGCAAUGUGGUGGUACAGCCUGUUCGGGGUGAUUAUUCACGGGGUAACCUGAUGCUUCAAAGAAUCAGGUCUUACAUUGCCUUUCUUGAAAAACAGCUUGAGAAGAGUGAGGGUGAGAGAAACCACUAUAUCUUCACUGAUUCUGAUAUGGCUGUGGUUGAUGACAUCGGGACUAUAUUUGAAAAGCAUCCAAGCUUCCAUUUAGCACUCACCUUCAGGAACAAUAAAGAUCAGCCGCUGAAUUCAGGAUUUAUAGCAGUGAGAGGCACACGUGAAGGGAUCCUAAGGGCUAAAGUAUUUCUAGAAGAAGUCCUAAAAGCUUACAAAACCAAAUACAUGAAAGCUUCGCGCAUGCUUGGUGAUCAAUUGGCUCUGGUAUGGGUUGUCAAAUCUCAUCCUUCCUUUGACGCAAAGAGAUUUACAAAGCCACAAGCAUUCACACAAGAAAUAGCUGGAGCUUCAGUGCUGUUUUUACCAUGUGCUCUAUACAACUGGACACCUCCUGAAGGUGCUGGUCAGUUUCAUGGCAUGCCAUUAGAUGUCAAGAUCGUUCACUUCAAAGGAUCAAGAAAACGUUUAAUGCUGGAGGCCUGGAACUUCUACAAAUCUACUUCAAACAUUCCAGAUAUGUUAUGUCUUGUUCUAGGUAGUGGAAGAACUAAAUACGAUUUCUAAGCAAACAGUUGACGAUGAAAUAGACUCUAUAUGUUUGUUGUGUUGAAUCUCUUUUAUUUGAUCAAAUUUAAAUCCACUA